Molecule: messenger RNA, 177 nt
Organism: Emiliania huxleyi CCMP1516
Lineage: Eukaryota; Haptophyta; Isochrysidales; Noelaerhabdaceae
Exons: 1
Biological process (GO): intracellular signal transduction; protein phosphorylation
Cellular component (GO): cytoplasm
Molecular function (GO): ATP binding; protein serine/threonine kinase activity
Source: RefSeq, a predicted model, not a curated record
ACGGUCAAGGUGAUCGACUUCGGGCUGUCGCACCAGUACCAGCGCGGCGCCGACGGCGCCUUCGACCGCUCCGCCCCCCUCACCGACAUGUGCGGCUCAAAGUCGUACGCCGCGCCCGAGGUGCUGAGCGGGCGCGGGUACGACGGCUUCGCGGCCGACGUGUGGAGCCUGGGCGUA